Vigna unguiculata (cowpea) is the source of this 1087-nucleotide messenger RNA. RefSeq names its product Ribosomal protein L17 family protein. Gene Ontology annotation, biological process: translation. NCBI's taxonomy places the organism in Eukaryota, Viridiplantae, Streptophyta, Magnoliopsida, Fabales, Fabaceae. Gene Ontology annotation, molecular function: structural constituent of ribosome. Gene Ontology annotation, cellular component: cytosolic large ribosomal subunit; ribosome. The record is from RefSeq and is a predicted model, not a curated record.
CCUCUGUCGGUUUUCUCUAUCCAUAUUCGUUAUCUAGUGAGUGUGGAACUUCUGGUGUAGCUCAACGCACACAACAAUGGCGUCAGUUUCAGUCAUGGCUACGAGCAGCGACAGCAGGUGGUCCAUGGCUUCCUUGCGGUCUGCUUUACCCUCUCCUUCCACUCCUCCCUCAUCAUUUUCCUCUUCAUUGCGCUUCUCUGUCGCUGCAUCUUCUUCAUCUUCUUCUGUGAAACUCCGAAUUUCUCGAACCAAACCCAAAUCCCUUCUCACCACUUUCACUGGUCUCACCCCUCUUAACCCCCUCUUCCUCUCCGCUCCUUCUUCUGCUUCAGAAUACACCGGCUUUGAUCACUCCUUCACCAUUAUUGACAAUGGUGGCCGAGUAUUUGCCAUGAGACAUGGGAGGCGGGUGCCCAAACUCAACAGGCCACCUGAUCAGCGCCGUGCACUCAUUCGAGGCCUUACAACUCAGCUCCUCAAAUAUGGUCGCAUCAAGACCACCAGAGCAAGGGCCAGUGCAAUUAGGAAGUAUGUUGAUAAAAUGAUAACUUUAGCAAAGGAUGGAUCUCUUCAUAAAAGGAGACAAGCCCUUGGGUUCAUCUACGAGAAGCAGAUUGUUCAUGCUUUAUUUGCAGAGGUGCCAGAGCGUUAUGGUGAAAGAAAUGGGGGUUACACAAGAAUUAUAAGAACCCUACCAAGGCGAGGUGAUAAUGCACCUAUGGCAUACAUUGAACUUGUGUAACCAUCACCUUUAUUUGGGUGCUAUUAUCAGCAAUCUCACUGCGAUCUUGAGCUUGGCUAUGUAUUCAGCGGUAACAAUGAUUCUACAGUUUGUGUAUUAUGCCUUUUUGAUUAGUUUUAGUCUGUGCAUCUCUUUGUGUACUUAUGGACAAACGACAAUCAUCUUUGAUUUUAAGUGAUCAUCUGCAGAAGUUCAUAGAUUCACUUAUUUGUUAAGAUAACAGAUGUUUUAAGUGCGUUUGUAUUUGUGAUAUGCCUUUUUGACUACUGUGUUUAUGGGUCUUGCUGUAAUAAUUCUUGACACACAGCAUUUCUAAUAUCAAGUGAUAUUACCUACAUUUAAAAA